AUGCAAGUGUCGGUGAAGCUGGCGAGGAAGAGGAAGAAGAAGACAUCAGAUGCGCGUCGUUUGCGGUGGUAUUUAACCGACGAAGAUAUAGCGCCACAAUAUCAGAAAUCAAAAUUUGAUUUUAUUAUAUAAAAGCCCUGCACUUUCUCGCACUUGAAGCUUCCAUAUUUGACGCUAUCUUCGAUUUAAGCUCUUUCUCCGCAUCGGAUCUGGGGCUUCUUCGCUUUCUUUUGAAGGAAAGGGAGGAAAAAAGAGGGAGACACUGUUGUUUAUUGGUUGAUUAUUCUUUUGGGAAAGCGCCGAGCCGUGUCAAACAAGUAAAAUUGCAUUCAAUUAAGCUGUCUUCGAUAUAAUUGCAAGUUAAGUUGGAAAUUGUUGUUUGAUGAAGCUAGAUAUAUUUGUUAUCAAGUUUCACCUGUGAAUAUAAUAUAUAUUGUGAAGAGGCCAUUCCUUCUAAUGGGUUGACUCCAAGAUUCAAAAUUUGGUUGUUUCCAUUUGGGAGGGGUGUAACGUGGCUUUGAGCAUUUGGAGUCCGGGGAGGGAGUUAGCAAUUAACUUGAGUUUGGUUCAUUAUAAUGGAUCAAAAGAGUCCGAGGGAAAAGGACUUUGAAGUUGAUCUUGAAAAUGGGGUGGUAGUUAGUGAAGAAGAUUCAAGCGAUAGCGCUGUUUCGAGUACUAAGAAGCAGGCAAAGACAUUAAUUGCUAAGGUUUGUGGCGGACUGUUGGAUGGAACAGUUAAAGUUGAAGAUAGGAUCGGUUUGUGUGGCAAUGCGUCCAACUCAAGUGUGGUGUGCCCCACUAACUUGAAGGUGGCAACAAACAAGGUGCUGGAGGGGAAUGAGUGCAUAGAUCAUGUAGAGAAGUCAUGGGUGAAGGACAAGCGGAAGAAGACGAACAAUAAAAAGCCUCCUAAACCUCCCAGACCUCCAACAGGCCCAUCAUUGGAUGCGGCGGACCAGAAGUUAAUCAAGGAACUCUCUGAGAUUGCCAUGUGGAAACGUGCAAGGAUUGAGCGGAUGAAAGCCUUGAAGAAGAUGAAAGCUGCUAAGGUAUCGUCUUCCAAUAGCAGCACAUUUGCCAUGCUGCUCACCAUUCUCUUCUGUCUCGUGCUAAUCUUACAAGCAAUUUCGUAUAGAAGAAGCUCACCUGUAAACUUUGAGGGAUCUCCAGUGUCUGCAGGAGGAGCAGAGGGCAAUUUGAUCUCAGUUCAGUACUAUCCAAAUCCAUCAUCAAAUGAACCUGGUUCUGCGUCCCCCAAUAUCGUAGAGCAGGUUGCUGGUUCGGAUCCACAGGAGAAGCUGAAAAGAUGGGUAGGGUGAUAUUAUAACGUUGUUGCCUAGUCUAUGUUGAGCAACAAAUUCCACAUGCCUUUGAAUCCUCGUGCAAGCCAUUGAUGCUUGCACUUUUUUGUAUGCAUGAUUACAGAAGCUGAAUCUAGCUAGGUAAUUGAUACCCUGUAUGUACAGAGAGAGAGAGAGAGAGGUUACAGUACAAUUUUGUGUUUUGUAGGUGAUGUCAAAUGCAUACUGAUAAAGUUGCCGUCUAUGCAACUGGUUUGGCCUCUAAUAAAGUUGUGGCAAUUAUCCGACUAGAGAA
Pyrus x bretschneideri (Chinese white pear) is the source of this 1596-nucleotide messenger RNA. RefSeq lists its product as uncharacterized. The record is from RefSeq and is a predicted model, not a curated record. Bases 576 to 1319 code for a protein of 247 amino acids. The transcript is spliced from 5 exons. NCBI's taxonomy places the organism in Eukaryota, Viridiplantae, Streptophyta, Magnoliopsida, Rosales, Rosaceae.